AUGGCUCUUCUUGAACAACAACGUUACCACCACCACGUUGAACAACAUGCUCUUCAUCAUCGUGCUGAAAGCCUCUCAACCUCCUUGACCUCGGGUUGGAUUAAAAAAUUAUUUUCUAAUAUUCACUCCAAGAGUUUAAUUCCUUCCGAUCAACCCAUUCUUCAAAUUAUUGAUCAUCCUCAGCUCUUUUCCGAUGGUAUUCAUUAUUUUGUAACAGUGAGUGAUGGAAUUCAUUCAUUGCCAAUAAUUAUUCAAAUCUCAGGUUUUAAUUUCAAUAUCAAGUACAAGGAUUGUAUUAAAUUAUUGAAUGGAUAUGUGGUGAGUGAUCAUCGUCAACAUCAGAGAAGAACGAUCAAAGUGACUGCAUUCCAAGUGAUUUCAGCCAAUGAACAAACUGUUCAUGGGUUUCCAAAACCAUUUCUUCAAAACUAUAAUGUAUCAGAGAAUUCGUCUUUUUAUCAUGUGAAAUUAGAUCCACCUGUGAAAGAAGCUAUUAUGAGUUUGGAAUUUAGUCCUUCUAUGAAGAAUUUAUUUUGCGUUUCUUCAUUGGAUCAACGAACCUAUUUGGGAAGAAUUAGCCAAGAUGUUGAUGUUGGUGAACAACAAACGCACAUGACGACACAACGACCAUUUCAUGUCGAGUUGAUGAACUACACUCACCAAGAUCCAGUAAUCCAUUCCACAAUGAGUUUGGACAAUUAUGUUUAUUCGUCGAGUAUUCUUGAAGGAAUGCAAGGAACUCUUUUUAAAAUUGAUUUUGAAAAAUCUUUGAUCAUUUCAACCACUCAUGCCAAAUCACCAAUUUUUAAAACAAAACAUUCUUCUGAAUUGAAUGCAUUAACAGGAUGUUCUUGGAAUGGAGAAGUAAUACUCUUGGAUGAUAGAACCAAUCGAUUAGAAAGUCAUUCAGUUUUCUCUGCACAGUCUGUUCAUUAUAUGGACUUUAAAUUUCCAAAUAUGAUUGUUUUAACAAAACAACAUUUUUCCUUGUAUGAUGUGAGAAAUGGAAGGUGUUCAGAACCAACACUUAUUGAUCCCACUGAGAUUUCUUCAUGUGUUGCACUACAUCCUUUACGUGACAUGGCAAUGAUCGGUACUACCAGUGGAAAAGUCAUGUUUUAUUCAUUUGAGAAAUCAAGAUAUAACAAGAAUGGAAUACAAUACAUGCCUCACAGAGAAGAACAAAAAUCACACAGUAUUGUAAAUAGCAUCAAUAUUCCAUAUAAGAAUUUUUGGCAAGAUGGAUCUAUCAUUACAACAGCAUCUAAUGGAGUUUCAUCUUUGUGGAAUUACAAGACAUGUCGUAAAAUUUAUGACAUUUCCAUUAAUGAACAAGGUCUUGGAAAUUCAUGUGGAGCGUUGAAUGAGGAUCAUUCCAUAUUUGCAUUUGCAGUCACAGACAGAGCUGUAGACUCAACAGCGGUAAAGCUGAAUGUAGAUUCUAGUCUUGUCUUUUAUCCUAUUUCAACGACAAGCAAUCAUCACUCAUCAGAUAGAGACUAUGAAGACGUGCUACUACCACCAACUUUGGAUUCUGUAGGUGCAGAUCAACCUCUCAAGACAAAUACUUUAAAAAUUGUAGAACAGGCAUUUUCGAGUGCAGAUUCUUUUGCAAAUCCAAAACAACCAAGUUAUAUUUCCUAUUUGAGAAUGAACAAAGCUAAACAAAAGCAUUCUGAAAAGUGCCAUUUUAAUAAUUUCCAUUAUUUACCAAACGAAUUAAUUGGAAACAUUCUCGAGUAUUUACAAGCUAGUUCUCUACCUCUUCUUUCCUCAGUAAGCAAACAAUUCAGAGAAUGUAUAUUUGAGAAAUUGCACACGUUGAUUAUUAAUAGGCCAAUGCAUGGCAAGUUUUAUACCAGUUUUUUGCCAGAAUUUGUGAAUAUUCGACAUUUAAUAUUUAAGGGCAUUGCUGUGCGUGAUGUCUCAUUGUUAAUUUCGCAUGUAAGGAACAAGGUAGUGAAAUUGACAUUAAUUUUACCAAAAGAAGAUGUUCUUGCUCCACAAAUUCAUAUUGAGAAUUUAUUGAUUUGGAGCAGUCUCUCAGAGUUAGUGAUUUACAAUUCUCGACAUUUACAAGGUACCAAAGGAGACGGUGACCGUAGAAAAUUGCAAAAAUUACACCUUAUCAAUUGCAUGUGUGAUUUUUCCUCACUGUUUGAAUUGAUUUAUAUUCCGUCAUUAAUUGAUGUGAACAUCAGUGGAUCUAAUUUACCAUAUAAUCAAUUAAUGUGUACACAAGAAUCAUCAUUGAAAAAGCUUGUACUGAGCGGUGGUUCUAAUCUUUCAGACUUGCAAGACUUGUUAAAUUGUCACAAAAAUAUUGAAGAACUUCAAAUGACCAACAUGAAAGAUCGUUUCUCAUCCACAUUAACUCUUCCUACAACAUUGAGGUCCUUGAAUAUCAGUAAUAAUCCAAUCCUACCACGACUCAAGCUACCUCUGUUGACACAACUCAUGGUGGAUCAUGCUCCUCUUGACCAAAAGCAACUUGGUGAAAUUUUGGAGCAUUGUCCAUUGUUAACUUUUAUUUCUGCCAAGUAUUGCAAAUUACUUGAUUUGGCCGAUUUCAGACACCGAAAUUUGACGAGUAUUUCCCUCUUUGGAUGCGUUGAACUGAAGAGUUGCACCAUUUAUUGCCAAAAUUUAACAUUUUUGAAUGUUGGAAAGACAUUGCUCAACGACGAAAGUAUUGCUAACAUUUUGAAGAACAACCAUGCACUCAAGCAAUUACAUACUUCAUUUUGCACGAAUUUGAUCGAUCCAUUUCAUUCAGUGCCGAGUCAUGGUUCACUCAUGAUUUGGAAUGUUGGUUCAUGUGCAGCGAGUGAUGCAGCUCUCUUUAAUGCUCUUCAAAAAGUUCCGACUUUACAAAUUUUGAAAAAUUAA
Naegleria fowleri is the source of this 2889-nucleotide messenger RNA. RefSeq lists its product as uncharacterized. Lineage: Eukaryota; Heterolobosea; Eutetramitea; Acrasida; Naegleriidae. Gene Ontology annotation, molecular function: ubiquitin binding. The record is from RefSeq and is a predicted model, not a curated record. The transcript is spliced from 3 exons. Bases 1 to 2889 code for a protein of 962 amino acids.